This is a messenger RNA of Nicotiana attenuata, 1054 nucleotides long. RefSeq lists its product as uncharacterized. The record is from RefSeq and is a predicted model, not a curated record. The coding region runs from base 410 to 820 and encodes 136 amino acids. Lineage: Eukaryota; Viridiplantae; Streptophyta; Magnoliopsida; Solanales; Solanaceae. The transcript has 2 exons. Gene Ontology annotation, molecular function: DNA binding.
UUCUUCUCUUAACUUCGGUAGUCGUAUUUGGCGUUUGCCUCUCUGCCUCAACUUAUUACCACUGCUCUCUGAACCUCUAAUGGCAAAGAUUCUUCUCUUCAUAACUCUACUUACAUAUUAAACUUUUCACUACUUAUUAUUAUUUUCUGAUCUGAGUUUCCAAUAUUUUCUAUCAGAUAAUUUUUUUUCUUUCUUAUUGACAAAAUAAUCUUUAGGUUCAGAAGGACCACUUUCUGAAUAUAUUGGGCUUUUAUUAUAUCGGUUUGAUAAAAUCUUAAGGGAUGCGUUUUUGGUUAAGGAUGAAAAUGGUGGCUGUUUCCUGAAAUAUCAUCUACAUUUGGACAUUUCAGUUUUUACUGUGAUUCUUGAUACUAGGACAUUUCACCAGCAAAGUUUCUUUAUUUGGACAAUGGGUAGAGGAAGAGGAAAGACAAAGAAGCAAUCUGUUCGUGAGGAUCUUGUGAGUGGUGAAGAAGAGAAGAUGCCGGUGAGGAGAAGGGGAAGACCACAGAAGCCGAAGAGUGAAAUAGAGGAAGAAGAGGAAGAAGUUGAGAAGAUAGUGGGGGAUGGAGAUGAUAGUGAGAAAACAAAAGGUUCCGUCUUGAAUAAAGAUAGCAAGAACCAAGUAGCCGAGGAUGGAAAGAAGAGGAAGAGACCUUCACAAGUCAUGGAAAAUAAGGAUUCAGUAAAGGAGGAAAAUGGAGUUGGAACUAAAACUAACUCUAAUGACUUAAUAAAGUCGGUUGGAUUCAGACAAAUUGGGAGCAGAAGGAAAAACAAGCCUAGACGAGCUGCUGAAGUUGGUGUUGAGUGCAGAUGAAACGGUUCUCUUUGUGUUUGUGAACUGACUUUAUGAUUAUUUACAUGUGCUUAUCUAUUUUAGUCCAGUUAUAACUUCUUCUUUUUGGAUUAAAUUUUGUGCAAACGGAAUUUUGUGAAGAUUUAUGCAGCAUGUUUUAGCUUUGCUGAAUGUAUUGCUGCCAAAUCUCUUUGCGAAUUCUCCCAUUUUACAUGUCUCAUCAAUAUUGAGAAUGAUGUUUCUCCUUUACUGUAA